CAUUAAUUCUCUCUAGGGUUAUACUAUAUAUUUGCACUGCAGCUAGCUGCCUUGCUAGCUCGGUGAGGAGCAAGACGAACGAGGCUACGCCGGCGACAAUGGCGGACGGGCAGCUCAAGGUACUGACGACGCUGGACCAUGCGAGGACGCAGUGGUACCAUUUCAUGGCGAUCGUGAUCGCCGGCAUGGGCUUCUUCACCGACGCCUACGACCUCUUCUGCAUCUCCCUCGUCUCCAAGCUGCUCGGCCGCAUCUACUACACCGACCUCGCCGGGGACAACCCCGGCAGCCUGCCGCCCAACGUGUCGGCAGCGGUGAACGGCGUCGCGCUGUGCGGCACGCUCGCGGGGCAGCUCUUCUUCGGGUGGCUCGGCGACAAGCUCGGGCGGAAGAGCGUGUACGGCUUCACGCUCGUGCUCAUGGUGGUGUGCUCCGUCGCGUCGGGCCUCUCGUUCGGGCGCACGGCGAAGGGCGUCGUCGCCACGCUCUGCUUCUUCCGGUUCUGGCUCGGCUUCGGCAUCGGCGGCGACUACCCGCUGUCGGCGACGAUCAUGUCGGAGUACGCCAACAAGAGGACGCGCGGGGCGUUCAUCGCCGCCGUGUUCGCCAUGCAGGGGUUCGGCAUCCUGUUCGGCGCCAUCGUGGCGCUCGUCGUGUCGGCCGGGUUCCGGAACGCGUACCCGGCGCCGUCGUACGCCGACGGCCGCGCGGCGUCGCUGGUGCCCGAGGCCGACUACGUGUGGCGGAUCAUCCUCAUGUUCGGCACCGUCCCGGCGGCGCUCACCUACUACUGGCGCAUGAAGAUGCCGGAGACGGCGAGGUACACCGCGCUCAUCGCGCGCAACGCCAAGCAGGCCGCCGCCGACAUGUCCAAGGUGCUCGACACGGAGAUCCAGGAGGACGCGGACCGCGCCGAGGCGGUCGCCGCCGGCGGCGCCGGCAACGAGUGGGGGCUCUUCUCGCGGCAGUUCGUGCGGCGGCACGGGGUGCACCUGGUGGCGACGACGAGCACGUGGUUCCUGCUCGACAUCGCGUUCUACAGCCAGAACCUGUUCCAGAAGGACAUCUUCUCCAAGGUCGGGUGGAUCCCGCCGGCGAGGACGAUGAACGCCGUCGAGGAGGUGUUCCGCAUCGCGCGCGCGCAGGCGCUCAUCGCGCUGUGCGGCACCAUCCCGGGCUACUGGUUCACCGUCGCGUUCAUCGACGUCGCCGGCCGCUUCGCCAUCCAGCUGAUGGGGUUCGCCAUGAUGACCGUCUUCAUGCUCGGCCUCGCCGCGCCGUACCACCACUGGACGACGCCGGGGAACCACACCGGCUUCGUCGUCAUGUACGGCUUCACCUUCUUCUUCGCCAACUUCGGCCCCAACGCCACCACCUUCAUCGUGCCGGCGGAGAUCUACCCGGCGAGGCUGCGUUCCACGUGCCACGGCAUCUCGGCGGCGGCGGGGAAGGCCGGCGCCAUCGUCGGCGCGUUCGGGUUCCUGUACGCGGCGCAGGACCCGCACAAGCCGGAGGCCGGGUACAAGCCAGGCAUUGGCAUCCGGAACGCGCUGUUCGUGCUCGCCGGCACGAACUUCCUCGGCAUGCUCAUGACGCUGCUGGUGCCGGAGUCGAAGGGCAUGUCGCUGGAGGAGGUGUCCAAGGAGAACGUCGCCGACGACGAGGAGGCGACGGCGUAGCCAAGAAGAAGAAGAAGAAGAAGAAGAAGAAGAAGACGGUGGUUCAACAGAGCUCAUUGGUUGAUUGAUUAAUCUUUCGUAAAUUUUGUGUAUGAUGAUGAUAGUACUACUGCGACUGCUGUAUUCAGUACGUUAGUACAUUUGUAUGUGUUAGUGUGAUGUGAAUGGCAGUGUCCAAAUGUAAAUUUAAUUUGAUGAUUGAAGCGUUAACUCUGUUCAUAUUUGAUGGCAUUUGUGUGUAUGUGUUUUUUUGUGAGGAUUUGAUUGUAUUUGUUUGUUAUAUUGAAAUAAAAGUGUGAUGGUAUUUUGUUA
Oryza sativa Japonica Group (Japanese rice) is the source of this 1991-nucleotide messenger RNA. Lineage: Eukaryota; Viridiplantae; Streptophyta; Magnoliopsida; Poales; Poaceae. The record is from RefSeq and is a predicted model, not a curated record.